Solea solea (common sole) is the source of this 1981-nucleotide messenger RNA. RefSeq names its product vesicle-associated membrane protein 4 (gene vamp4). Gene Ontology annotation, cellular component: membrane. Lineage: Eukaryota; Metazoa; Chordata; Actinopteri; Pleuronectiformes; Soleidae. The coding region runs from base 179 to 601 and encodes 140 amino acids. Gene Ontology annotation, biological process: Golgi ribbon formation; vesicle-mediated transport. The record is from RefSeq and is a predicted model, not a curated record. The transcript is spliced from 8 exons.
AAAUCCAGUUCCGGCGUCCGGAAAGCAUUUGAAAUGAGACCAAUUAAUCCGUAAAACACAACCUAAUACACUUAAAUAUCCUGGAUUAAUCCCAGGGUCUUUGUGUGUUUGUGUUCUCUGGCAUCUUGUGGGAAAGCAGCAGAGGGAGCCAGAUCGGGAGGAGCAGACUGAAGCCAACAUGCCCCCUAAGUUUAAACGACACCUCAAUGACGACGAGGUCACUGGAUCUAUUCGCAGUGAGAGGAGGAACCUGCUUGAGGAAGACUCUGAUGAGGAGGAGGACUUCUUUCUGAGAGGACCCACAGGACCCAGAUUUGGACCACAGAAUGACAAAAUUAAGCAGGUGCAGUCACAGGUUGAUGAGGUGAUCGAUGUGAUGCAGGAGAACAUCUCCAAAGUGAUAGAGAGGGGCGAACGUCUCGAUGACCUGCAGGACAAGUCAGAGAGUCUAUCAGACAACGCGUCUGCCUUCAGUAGCCGAGCCAAACAGCUGCACAGGAGGAUGUGGUGGAGAGAUAUGAAGAUGAAGAUGAUCAUUGCCUUGGUUGUGGUCGCUCUCCUGCUCAUUAUCAUCAUACCAGUGAUCCUGCGAUAUCGCUAAUGUCUGAGGAUGAUGUGGCGCAGACCCCUCUUCCUCUUCUCUUCUUCUCUCUCUCCUGUUCACAGUCCUCCAAUCCAGCCAGAGGGUGCCAGCCAACCUCCCACUUCAGAAUUAGCCAAUGCACCCUCAAGGAUCUGACCUAAACUUUCCCUUAGUACAGAUGUUACUGUUGGCUUUGCAGCUGAACUCUGCAGUGAGAUGAGUGCUAAGGCUCAGUUGGUUACAGAAAGAGAUCACAGAAUGAGGGAAGAUGUUUUAAUGCAGUUUAAGGGAAAAUGCUGACUCUUAGCCCUCUAGCCAAAGUGAAGGAUGUGUCCAUUCCAUGAUACAUAUCACAUGUUAGGCCCUGGCUUUGCUUUUAUAACAGAAAAAACUCCAGGGUCUGCAUGUUACAUACAUCAUAUAGACAGAUACUGUAAAGGCAGCCAGUCUUUGCCAGCUGUCCCUUUGAGUUUAGCUGAAUUUGCUGCUGCAGCCUCAUAAAAUGGCGUCCUAACAUCCCGUCAAUGAAGCUCAGAUGUUGACUUAUGUUUCCCUUUGUGCUCUCUCGCUCUGAGAACGUUUAGAGGGAACAUUUUAGUGAACACAAGCACAUUUCUCUGCCUGAGAGAGGCAGGGAACAUCUGAGGUUCAGCUACUCAGUCAUUUCGAAGGUAGCUUCUUUUAAUCAUUAAUAAAACAAUGUGUUACUGAAGUAACAGAAUUCACUUCUCAGAUGCAUUUGUAUGAACAAACACCAUUUCUACAGACAACAUCCUGCUUUCUAACUGUAUUCCCAGUUUCCAUUCUCUGCCUGCCUUUGGAUGGUUUGUUACACUGUACAUCAGGACCAUUUUAAACCAAAACAUCCACAUCAUGAAUGUCUGCUCUCCACUCUGCACUCUAAAGUUCUCACUGUCCUCCCGUUGUUUAGAGCUCUGGGCCAGUUUGGUCACGGCUGUCCUACUUUCUUGACAUUAAAGCCUCGUUUUUCUCUGCACAUGGUUUUAUUUUGGUUUUAACACAUCUUUUUCUUUUUAACUAUUUUUUUUUUAAGGUCCCAAAUCUGCUGUUCACUCAUUGUGGUGCUUUGUAUGAAUGACAUUAUUCUCAUCCUUUGUCUCACUGUACUGUCAUCUUAAGUUUAAAUAAGGGUCAUUUAAUUGAUGCAAGUUUAAAACUGUAAAAAAAAAAAAAAAGAUAUACUGUGAAACAAAACUAGGUAAUUGUGUCUGGAUCAAUUGAUUGUAUAAUACAAUAAAACUACAUUGUCAUUUUUUAAUGUAAUUUAUUUUAGCUGUAAAUAUUGAUUCUGUAAUGAUGUACAAUAUUCUUGCAUUGCAUUGGAAGACUGUGAUAUAUUCUGUUUUUUUUGCGCCAAAAUAAAGUGAUUUUAAAGGG